Messenger RNA from Linum tenue, 3877 nucleotides. NCBI's taxonomy places the organism in Eukaryota, Viridiplantae, Streptophyta, Magnoliopsida, Malpighiales, Linaceae. The record is from the annotation of a GenBank genome assembly.
GGAAAGGGAGAGGAAAUCAAUCCAGAUUGAGAAAGAAAGAGAGAAACUUCUGGCAGAAGAACGAAGAAGAAAGCUGCAAAUUCCCAAAGCUCUCUCUGUUUUUUCAAAAUUUAUACUUGUUCGUUGUUUCUCUCUUUCCUUCUCUUUCCUUCGAGAAAACCAGAAGAAGGAAGCAAAUUACCGGUCAAAAGAUUCUCCCUUUUGCAUUUCUUCAAUAAAGCUGCCCAAUUUCUUUGCCGAGUCAAUCGGGUGCGUAUAGUGUCGAACAGAAGUCUGUACAGGGUCUGUUCUGUAUAUAUUCACAGCAAAGCUUGUUCUUUUAACUUUUGUAAGCCAAAAAUCCGAAGAAACCCUUUUGUUUAUAUUGGGGAGGGUUUUCUCGAUCUGAAAAUUCAUCGAAUUGGGUUCGUUUAGUGGUGGGAAUUCGUCGAUUUAGCGGUUAAUUUUAUCUGGGUUCUGGUUUUUUUCCGACCUCCUUCGUUCAUUCAUGGCGGUUCCGACGAUUGCUCUGUACGCGAGCCCGCCGAGCACGAUAUGCUCGACGCCGCACCCAUGCUCUGGCAGCACGAGCUACGACUUCGAUCUUAAUUCGAGAUCCUCGUCUUCCGCUUCCGCCAGUGGCUCUUGCUCGCAUAAAUCCCAAAUCGGCGGGCUGACGUGUCUGUUCUCUUCGCCUAGUGUGGUAAAGCACUCGUCGUUCGCCGGCGAUAGGGAGGAAUUGGGCGCGCUCUGGCACGAUAGAGGGGACGAUUUGAAGGAAUUGAGCAGCUCGUUUCGCUAUUCUCCGAGCAAGUACAUCGUCGCCGGCGGCGGAGGGUAUUGUGCGAAGAAGGACCAGAGUCCGGUUUCGGUGUUGCAAGCCCCGGUCUCUUGCUCCAGCAGUCCUCCGACGAGGUUAGCUCGUGGCGGCGACGUCUGCUUUCCGAGCUCGGUUCAUAGCUCGUUCCGGUACGGGGCGAAUAGACUGUUCGAUGGAUUCGUGAGCCAUGCAUUAGGUUCUUGUGUGGACUACGAUUCGCCGAGCUUUGAAGUAGCUCCAUCUCCCGUUCCUCCGGCUGCUGAUGAAUUGACGUUUAAUAUGGAGGACAGCUUCGUGGGAGAGCCUGAUUACGAGCCAUAUGCGAAGGAGUUGUUGCUUGGUGCACAAAUGAGGCACAAGAUCUUCACAGAUGACUAUGUGAUCAAGGCCUUCCACGAGGCCGAGAAGGCUCAUAGAGGACAGAUGAGGGCGAGUGGCGAUCCUUACUUGCAGCAUUGCGUGGAAACCGCAGUUUUGCUUGCAACAAUUGGUGCUAGCCCCACGAUGGUUGCUGCAGGUCUUUUACAUGAUACGAUCGAUGAUUCAUUCUUGAGCUAUGACCAUAUUUGCAGCACGUUUGGUGCUGGAGUGGCUGAUUUGGUUGAAGGGGUCUCGAAGCUUAGCCAUUUGAGUAAGCUGGCACGAGAGAACAACACUGCCAGCAGAACUGUCGAGGCAGAUCGUCUGCAUACAAUGUUUCUAGCAAUGGCUGAUGCCAGAGCAGUGUUGAUAAAAUUAGCUGAUCGAUUGCACAACAUGAUGACACUGGAUGCUCUGCCAUUGGUCAAGCAGCAGAGGUUUGCUAAGGAGACUCUUGAAAUAUUUGCUCCUUUGGCCAACCGAUUAGGGAUCUCUUCGUGGAAGGACCAGCUGGAAAACUUGUGCUUCAAGCAUCUGAACCCUGAUCAACAUAAAGAUCUGUCUUCACAACUGGUGAAGUCUUUCGAUGAGGCCGUGGUUACUGCAGCGACAGAUAAAUUGGAUCGAGCGCUGAAGGAUGAAGCCAUAAGCUACCAUGUGCUCUCUGGGAGACAUAAGAGCUUGUACAGCAUUUAUCGCAAGAUGUUGAAGAAAAAGCUGAAGAUGGACGAGAUCCAUGACAUCCAUGGCCUCCGUUUGAUUGUCGAAAACAAGGAAGACUGCUACAGAGCACUGAGAGUCGUCCACGAGUUGUGGCCUGAAGUACCUGGGAAGUUCAAGGAUUACAUAAGUCAACCCAAGUUCAAUGGGUACCAGUCACUUCACACUGUGGUCACAGGCGAUGACGAGGUCCCACUCGAGGUCCAGAUCCGGACAAAAGAGAUGCAUCUGCAGGCUGAGUUUGGGUUUGCCGCGCACUGGAGGUACAAGGAAGGUGACUGCAAGCACUCCUCGUUCGUCCUGCAGAUGGUCGAGUGGGCUCGGUGGGUAGUGACUUGGCAGUGUGAGACAAUGAACAAAGAUCGGUCCUCGUCGAUCCCUUAUGCUGCUGAUUCCGUGAAACCUCCCUGUGCCUUCCCUGUCCAUUCAGAAGAUUGCAGGUAUUCCUGCAAGCCUCUCUGUGGCCAAGAUGGACCCGUGUUCAUCAUCAUAAUCGAGAAUGAUAAGAUGUCGGUCCAGGAGCUCCCAGCAAACUCCUCCAUCGUAGACCUGCUCGAGAGAGCCGGGCGAGGCAGCACGAGAUGGUCGCCAUAUGGCUUCCCAGCCAAAGAAGAACUGCGGCCAAAACUUAACCACGAGCCAGUGAGCGAUCCUACCUGCAAGCUGAAGAUGGGAGAUGUUGUGGAGCUAAGCCCCACCAUUCCCGAUAAGUCUCUGACCGAGUACAGGGAAGAGAUACAGCGGAUGUACGACAGGGGUUUGAAGACAACGAGCAGCGUUUCGUCGAGCACAGCGCCUACAACUACUACUGGAUGGAGAAGUUGAUAUAACACUACUACUUCAUUUGGAUCCAAAUGAAUGAAUGAAUAGCGUUCAUAGUAACAAUUGGUUUGUUUCCUUGUAAAUACAUGUUUGGUUGUAGAAGAACAGAUGUAAUGUAAUCGUAUUGUAAAAAAUGGGGAAAUUGGUUAAACUGGUUGUGGAAAUCGGCCCUGGCUGGGUUUCCAAGUUCCCCUCAUUAAAUGAAAAGAUUACUGUUCUGUUUGAUUUCACUUACCACAAGUUUUCUUUAAUAGCACUACAAGUCACUGGUUCCAGUAUCCAAAGUUCUUGAUCCGACGAUUGAGUUACAGUCAUCACAGAAUGCUAACCGAACUGAGUCAACUGACUGAUUUGUUAACACCAGUUGCUCUGUAUCAGUCCAUCUAAUCAGUUAACACAACUCGAACUCAUAACGUCGACUCCGAACAUGCAAAGGAAAUGCACGAAUAAGAAUCUAAACAUAGAACUGGGAAGACGCACCCAUUUUUUGCUACUAAACGCUUAAUUCAGUACGGAUAAGCCCCAGGCUUCUAAUCUGUAUCUUACAAGUUACAACUGAGUGCAGGCACAGAAAGGAGUACUCAUGAAAAAAAACUUUCCUGUCCUACCCUAUCAGCUAUCUAUCACUUGGGUCGUUUGGUAAGAGGGAAUGAGACUCUUUGAGGGGUUUGCUGCUGUUGAGGCACAUCAGUACUUGGUUCCUGUGAAGAAGGAUUCUGAUCAGGCAUUUCUUCAUCUUCGUCCGUCUCUUCUACUUGUGGAAGCUGUUUCUUGGGGAAAGCCAAUUGAUAGUUGGGGCUGAUCAGUGUGUCCUGCUCAGGUGGGAGAGGAACACCGGGACCUGGGGCAGUCUUAGGCAAUGGGAUCUUGUUUCUGUUCCUUGCCAACUCCAGCAAAACCUCUCUUGGUGGGGGUUGUGAGAAGCUGAAGUUGACUUUGGACUGAAUAGCAAGCUUGACAUCAUCCGUGUCGAUCGCAGCUUUCCCAGCAUGCUCCGAGUAAACCUGAGCAUCUGUCAACACAUCGACGACAUAACGAUACCAGAGCUCCAGAAACUGGUGGAUAACACGGGGCUCGUAGUCCUCAACUCCCAUUGAUUUCAGCAGCGACUUCACGAUCUUUGCAUCUCUGGGCAUCUCCUCAUCUCCCUCGGCCAUUUUCUUGCCGCUGGGGGGA